Molecule: messenger RNA, 3337 nt
Organism: Perca fluviatilis (European perch)
Lineage: Eukaryota; Metazoa; Chordata; Actinopteri; Perciformes; Percidae
Gene: xrcc4
Product: X-ray repair complementing defective repair in Chinese hamster cells 4
Exons: 8
Coding region: 152-1174 (340 amino acids)
Biological process (GO): double-strand break repair via nonhomologous end joining; response to X-ray; positive regulation of ligase activity
Cellular component (GO): DNA-dependent protein kinase-DNA ligase 4 complex; nucleus; DNA ligase IV complex
Molecular function (GO): DNA binding
Source: RefSeq, a predicted model, not a curated record
CUGAUUUCUUCUGCUGUGUCGCUUGACGAUGACGUAGCAGCUAACAGGUAGACAUGCAUGCGAGUUGUUUUUAAACGUUCUCCCAAUACAUGCAUGGUGUUAAACCGGAGAGAAGACUAAAACAAAGCGUCCGCGGGGGGAAGCUGCAGGGAUGCACGUGUCGGUGCGGGAAGUCCACGUCUCCUCGGAGCCGGACUCCUCCUUCUUCCUGCGGGUGGACUGGAAGGGGCGGGGCUUAGGUUCGGGCUUCCAGGUGCUGCUGACUGACGGACAGGACGCUUGGAGAGGAGACGUGAGCGAGGCCGCAGUGCGCCAGGAGGCGGAGGAGCUGGAGAUGCAGCCCGAGAGGUACAUCCUGGACCUGGAGCAGGCGCUCACCGAGACCCAAAGCUCCGUCACGCACAGCUUCACGCUGACGCCGUCUCCACCCGACCGCCGCGCCGCGCUCACACUGGCCUACGAGAAGGUUCAGAAGGACAUCUCUUUCCGGUUGGGUUCUGUUCUGCUGAAGGCCGUCCCGGAGCCGGCGGAGGCAGUGAGAGAGUUCCUGAUCCACAGCCUGCAGCGGGGAAACAAACUGGAGCGACUUAACCAAAAACUGGACGAAGAGAACCAAAGACUGAGACAAGAACAGCAACGCAUCACUGCAGAAUUGAAGCGUUACGCCGAGGGUAAAGAAACCCUGGAAACAGAGCUGUACUCUCGGUUUGUUUUGGUCCUGAACGAGAAGAAAGCUAAGAUCCGAAGUCUACAGGAAGCUGUCACACACCUGCAGGAAACCAGUUCUGAGGGACAGAAAAAGGAUGAUUCAGUAAAAUCGGACCGGGCGGGCGGUCAGGUAGAGGAUGACUAUGCAGGAAGUACCGAUGAGGAGCCAGAGGAAGUGAAGUCGACUGCAGCAGCCUCCACGUCAUCGACCCAGGGACGCUCUUCUGCAAGCCCAUUGGACGACAGCCUCAAGGAUAUCCCAGACGUGGCCCCCUGUCGCAAGCGGCGCUUCCGCCAGCUCGAGGCGCCGGACGCCGAGCAACAGAGCUCCCAGAGAAAGAGUGUGUGUGUCAGUCACAGGACCAACCCCCAAGGAGGAUCCAGUAAGCAGCAGAUUCCCCCGCAGCGCUCUACAGAUGCUGUGGCACAAAAUGCCAACGUUGAGGAUCUGUUUGACGACUUUUGACUGGACUGUACAGAGAGAGAGAGAGAGUGUGUUUAUUGGUUGGUAAAUGUUUCAUAUUUUUAUACAGAUUAUAUAUAAUGGUCAUGGAUUGCAGUGGAAUUGUUAAUUUAAUUGUUACUGUAACAACGUACAGAUGGGUGACAAAUGGAGGGGAAAAAAACACAGUGUCUCAAUGGGAUGUUGCUCCAGCCUCCACAACAGUUUCACUUUCUUUUUGUAGAAAGUGAAACUUUACUGAAGGAAAAUCAUUCUUCCAAAAAUAUUCCCUCAUUUUGUGUUUUGAUGGGUGUUCAACCACUUCAAGAAUACCUAAACUCGAGAACAACCUAAGGAUCCUAAAGUAUCUAAAUAACUUUAAAACACACUAGAGGAUAGCUAGAACCAACUAAAUUAACUUUAAAACACCCUCAACUAUUGGUAGCUCCACCUAAAUGAAGUUUAAAACACCCUGAACGAUAGGUAGAACCACCUAAAUGAACUUUAAAACACCCUGAACGAUAGGUAGAACCACCUAAAUGAACUUUAAAACACACUAAAGGAUGACUAGGUCCACCUAAAUUAACUUUUAAACAUCCUACAGGAUAGCUAGAACCACCUAAAUGAAUUUUAAUACACCCUAGAGGAUCGCUAAAACCACCUAAAUGAACUUUAAAACACCCUAAAGGAUAGCAGGAUCCACCCAAAUGAACUUUAAAACAAUUAAUGAUAGCUAGAACCACCUAGAGAUCCAUUGACACCAUUCAAAAUGAUCUCUGGAACCAUUUAAAGAUCCUAAAAGAUCACUAGAAUGAACCAAAUAAACCUUUUUAACAUUUUAAUGGUUGCUCAAAACUACAUAAAUGAGCCCUUGUACCUCCUAAGGGACUAUUGAACAAUCUAAUGCAGGGGUCUUCAACGUUUUAGGCCAAGGACCCCUCAGCUGAAAAAGAGACGGAGCAGGGACCCUUUACUAAAUAUAAUGUAUAACAUUGAGUUGCAUAUUAAACUGGACCUACAAUAACGUGUAGGGUGGCCUAGAGUUUAUAUGCCUUUUUAUGGUGCAUACAAUACUAAGCAAUUAACAUAAUUGCCGAAAUAGUCAUAUAUUCAUACAUCAUGUUUUAAUGUUAAAAGGUUGAACAGUGAAUCAUUGAGCUUAACUAUCUGAGGAUGGCUACCUUUAUCUACAGGCCAGUAAGCCUAUCAUGAAUGUUGUGUAAAUUAAUAAAAAGAUUUAGCUUUGCAAAUAUGUUGGAUUCAUGUUAAUGUAUAUUUUCAUAUAACAAUGAUUUGGUGGCCCCCCUGCAGCAACUCUGAGGACCCCCUGUUGAAGAUCUCUGAUCUAAUGGAUUGCUAGAACCAACCUAAGAGCCUAAAGGAAUACUAGGACCAUCUAAAGAACCCCUACAAGAACAUACAGUAUUUUAUUGCUAUAACCAUCUAAAUUAAUCCUAGAAUCUCGUAAAGGAUUGCAGCAACCACCUAAAGAUCCUAAAGCCCAGUUCAGACUGAAGAUUUGCAAUGAGACAAAACCUUUGUAGAACAGGUGAAUGAAGUUCAUGAGCGGUUCUGCUUAUGGGUUGCUGUCAGAGGAAAGCAGUUCCCAACUCUACAGGGUAACAAGAUAAAUCUAAAGCCCAGUUCGGACCUGAGAUACGAGAUACGAGACAAUACCGCUUUAGAGCGUCCCAGGGAAAAGUUUCAGCUGCGACUCAUCUGUUCGACUCUCCAGAGGCUGGUUUUACAACGUAAGAGACGUCACCUGUAUCAACAGCCGAUAGACAAGUCAGCAGGUAAAGUCAGCUGCAAACUAAAUGAAAUGGCUGCCGAAAUAGCAGAAUUUUCAACAUGACAUCAUGACUUCCAUCAUGACUUCCUAAAGCCAAGUGCCGUGUUAUCUGUACGCAUUUUGAGCGCCCUAUACAGCGGCCGGGUUGGGUUUAGGAAAAGAAGAAAGGGACACUUGGUGUGUUUCUCCACACAUUUAAUCAGGUUUUCUUUUUCUUAAACUUGUCACCUGUCUGUAGUUCUGCAGCAUCAUGUUGUAUUUUAAAAACUGGGAAGGACUUUUACCUUUUUUUUUUUUUUAAAUGUGCUUCAUGAACUGGUAAUUAAUUGUGAUUACUAUGAUUUUACAAACUUGUCAUUUUAACAUUUGUACCAAUAAACAGUGUGAACGUGUUA